CGUAAUUCGUGAAAUGUCAAAUUUUCUCAUCCCCGCACCGCACAGUCCGCACCCCACUAAGGUAUCCGUGUUGAAAUCGAAGCGAAACAAAUGAAAAUUUGAAUGAACACAUCUAAGAAAAUAAAAUUAAGCAAGCCAUGCGUUGAUAAAAUAAAAUGCACAAUUAAUAAUAAUAUACAUUCGUGACAUUCUUAAUUAGUAAAUAGUUGGCAGCAUGUUCAAAAGUCGCGGAGAUAUUGUUUAUAAAUGUACAGUGAGACUUUUAGAGGAUACAGAGAUAUUAGAAUGUGAAUUUCACCCAAGUUACAAGGGCAAAUUCUUGUUGGAGCAUGUAUGUCAACAGUUAAAUCUCACUGAGACUGAUUAUUUCGGACUGCGAUAUGUGGAUGCUGGUGGUCAAAGGCAUUGGCUGCAUAUGGCAAAAUUAAUACUGAAACAAGUUAAAGAUGCCUCGCCAAUCCUAUUUAGUUUCCGAGUGAAGUUCUACCCGCCAAAUCCUCUAUUGCUAAAAGAAGAUGUUACUAGGUUCCAGAUAUACUUGCAGUUGAAAAGAGAUUUACUACAUGGAAGGUUAUACUGUACAGCUAAUGAGGCAGCUAUGUUGGGGGCACUUAUUAUACAAAUUGAGUUAGGCGAUUACGACCCCAAUAUCCACGUGGGCAACUAUGUAACGGAGAUGAGACUGCUGCUCAGACAAACAGAUACCAUUGAAGCUAGGAUACAGGAGCUACAUAGAGAACCAGUGGAAGGUACCCCGGGCGGCAGUGGCGGCGUCAAGGGCAUGUCGACACAGGAAGCGGAGCGCACGUUCGUGAAGAUAGCCUGCCAACUCGACACGUACGGCGUCGAUCCCCAUCCUGUCAAGGACCAUAGAGGCAACCAACUGUACCUGGGCAUCAACCACAGUGGCAUCUUAACGUUCCAGGGUAGUAGGAAGACGCACCACUUCAAGUGGUCGGAAGUACAUAAGAUUAACUUCGAGGGACGCAUGUUUAUUGUACAUCUUAAUUAUCCAGAGAAGAAGCAUACAGUAGGUUUCAAAUGUCCGAACGGGCCCGCCUGUCGCCACGUGUGGUGUUGUGCCAUCGAACAAAUGCUGUUUUUUACGUUACCGUCAUCAUCGGACGCGUGUGUGUACUCGGGCGGCGGAUUGUUUUCAUGGGGCACCAAGUUCAAGUAUGUCGGCCGCACUGAGAGGGAAAUACUCGAGAGGGAUGGACUGCUCGCGCCUAGAGAUACUCAGAAGGAGGGUUCGAGUACAGGCGGUAAGCGAAAAGCGUCGAGUGUUCCCGCUACCCCGUCCACCCCGAUGACAGGAGACUUCGGUUACAGUAGUCUCCCGCGGUCGACGCAUAGCGCGCCACUAGAGGAGAGCGGGGCUGACGAGACCUGCAAUGGUGCGUGUCUACUCAGUGGACCUGCUGUAGACAUCGCGCUAGCUUGCACCGACCACCUGCGAACUGUUCAGGAGGAGGUCAAACCACCCGCAAUUCCAUCAGAAUAUAGUCUGCGUGACUCAUUCGAACACUCGUCGUCGGAGUCAGGGGUGACUUCAGGAGGUUUGGUGCCUGAGGGCAGCACGGAGCCAGGGUGGAGGCCGGCGGGGGGCGCAGGGUGGCGAGCUCUCAGUGCAGUGCGGGCCUUCGCGGCGUGUUUCUUAGUCGUAUGGCUGGCACUGGCACUACUAGCGCUGCUCCUCUUCGAGACGGAGUUGUCGGGGCUCCACGCGCUCCGCCGCGCCCCCGAGCUGGUGGCCCUCCGCCGCCACUACUACACGCCCCUCAAACACUACUUCAAGCGCAAGGUCGUCGAUUUGUUCUGAUUCUCGCUCCACCCUCCACCACACGAGUGUCAAAUUUUACAGCCACGUUACUUUAUAGGGGUAGGGUCAGUUCCCCACGCAUACUACUCAGCUUCUCAUAAAUAAUCUGUAAAUACUUUCUCAACAUUUUCAAAUAAUUUAUUUCCAUACAAUUUUAAAUCUACAAAUCUAUUCUGUCCAUGAUAAUUGUUUAUGUCGAUGUAUGUGUGUGGGGGAUGAGUCAACGAGUCUUAUUUGUACAAAAUGUCUGCGUAGCUAGACGUAAGUCACCGCUAUACGCUUUCUUAUAGUACAAUUACUUUGUAAGCUAUCACUAGUUUCUCGCACGGCACAAGGAUUUGUGAGGAUUUCUACGUUCCUAAUUAUUUUUCAUACACGGGCCUACUGCUUAGAUCGGCCUUACAGUGCACUCAGACGGACGACGCGAUGUCCACACUCGGGAGUGUG
Molecule: messenger RNA, 2269 nt
Organism: Spodoptera exigua (beet armyworm)
Lineage: Eukaryota; Metazoa; Arthropoda; Insecta; Lepidoptera; Noctuidae
Source: the annotation of a GenBank genome assembly